Dendronephthya gigantea is the source of this 1474-nucleotide messenger RNA. RefSeq names its product glucose-fructose oxidoreductase domain-containing protein 1-like. The record is from RefSeq and is a predicted model, not a curated record. Lineage: Eukaryota; Metazoa; Cnidaria; Anthozoa; Malacalcyonacea; Nephtheidae. Gene Ontology annotation, molecular function: nucleotide binding. The coding region runs from base 180 to 1334 and encodes 384 amino acids. The transcript has 2 exons.
AGAAAACAGAACAAAUACAAAAUCAAGAGAUAUUGCCAUCUUUGAACAUUGGCGGGGUCCCUGGCUAUACGAGGAACAUACCCCAAGGAAGUAGCAAAUUUACCUGUGGAAACACAACAACUGCAGAAGAAAGAAAGGUCCGAAAAUCCCGAAAUCUUGCUUUGUUUUGAGCUUUUCCAAUGGCUUUAAGACGCGAUUCAGCGCACAGUAGCUUGCCUUCGAUCGGGAUUAUUGGCACAGGCUAUGCAUCGCGUUUUAUAGUACCCUUGCUUCGUUCUGUUGGGUUUAAUAUUGCCGCUGCGUGGGGAAACAAUGCAGUGAAAGUUAAAGACAUGGCAGAGAGCUUGGACAUUCCUUUUUAUACGACUAAAAUAGACGAGCUUCUUUUACGAAAUGAGGUCGAUCUAGUCUGCGUGUUUUGCCCGCCUCAUUUGAGAGCAGAUGUGACGGUUAAAGCGUUUUCCAUUGGUAAAAAUGUCAUGUGUGAAGCACCUGCAGGUUUGGAUAAAAUGGAUGCGCAACGUAUGGUUGAAGCAUCGCAGUAUUACCCUAAACUACUUUCACUAAUGGCAUAUCAGCUACGAUACCUUCCCGCUUUUAUUAAAAUGCGAGAGAUGAUCUCAAAUGGUUUCUGUGGCGACCUAACAAUAUAUGAUUGCCGUGUGGAGAUGGAGUCCCUACUGGGGCCAAAGUAUAACUGGCUUUGUGACAAGGUCAUGGGCGGUGGAGUACUUAACCUGAUUGGCAGUCAUUUUAUAGAUCUGUGCCAGUUCCUGACUGCUCAGAGGGCUACAGAGGUCCACGGUGUGCUAAAGACGUUUAACCGACAUACAGAACACAUUUCUGGUUUUCGUCAUAUUACAAGCGAUGACUUUACCUGCUUUCAAAUGAAAAUGAACGAUGGCUGCUUUGCAAAUGUUUCAUUAAACACUCACAUACCUGGCAAAUUUAAACAAGAAGUAAUGGUCGUUGGUACCAAAGGCCGUCUGGUCGUUCGCAAUGGUGAUCUGUAUGGUGUUAGCCUUGACCAUUCGAGUGAGGAAAAGUUGUUGUACAAGGAACGCGGUCGCGUCCCCUCAGUGACAAAUGUUAAGAAGUUGCCUCCAGAUAUUUAUGUCUUGGCAUUUGAGAAGUGGCUUCAGGCCAUUAAGAGAUCUUUCCUAAACCAAGAAGAUCACAAAAGUUCAAAUUUGGACGUUGUAUCAAGUGCAUCAAAGUUUGAUGAUGGUUUUUACGUGAGAGCAGUAUUGGAUGCAAUCAUUGAAUCAAAUAACACACAAGGCUGGGUCAGGGUGCAGUUGGAACAACAGAUUGAAAAACAGCAACCAUUUUAACAAACUUUCUUUACAACAAAUUAUCUAGAUAAAAAUUGAAACCAUAUUAAAAAGUUGCAUAAGAUUAAAUGUGAAUUAUGGAGUAAUCUGUUAUCUUUUCAAUACAUUAUUAUAGUAGCUAUUUUUUGAAAUCUUUAUUG